Molecule: messenger RNA, 1659 nt
Organism: Kockovaella imperatae
Lineage: Eukaryota; Fungi; Basidiomycota; Tremellomycetes; Tremellales; Cuniculitremaceae
Product: putative maltose permease
Exons: 9
Coding region: 1-1659 (552 amino acids)
Biological process (GO): transmembrane transport; carbohydrate transport
Cellular component (GO): membrane
Molecular function (GO): carbohydrate:proton symporter activity
Source: RefSeq, a predicted model, not a curated record
AUGGAGAACACGACCAAACAUAUUGGGCUCACAGACGCUCAGUUUGAGCAUGUCACAAGCUUCGACCCAGCCAUCUUGGCAGAGGGACAACGCUUCAUCGAAGAAGAGAAAGCUGCCACGCAAGGUCAAACUCUUCGGACACACUGGCGUGGCGCCCUGUUCAGUUUGGCCUUGAGCUUCGCUCUUGUCAUGGAAGGUUUCGACUGUAUAAUCGGUUCCUUCUACGGACAACCAGCUUUCCAGAGAACUUUUGGAAAGCUGCAAGCAGACGGUAGCUAUCAGAUCUCGGCCAACGAUCAAUCUUUGAUCGGAAACAUUGGCACAAUCGGGAACAUAGGCGGUCUGCUUGUGACUGGAAUCUGCCAAGAGCGUUUCGGAUCAAGGAAGACUUACAUUGGCGGUAUGGCUUGGAUGAUCUUUGUUAUCUUCCUCAUCGUCUUCGCGAAGAACAUCAAAAUGUUCGCCGCGGCGAACUUUCUGGAGCAAAUUGGCUUUGGUCUCUUCCAGACAUUGACCACAGCUUACGCCGCUGAAAUUUGUCCAAUCAACCUGCGAGGUCUUCUUGCCUCUUUCGUCAACAUGGCUUGGGGUAUCGGUCUGGUCUUGAGCGCUGGCGUGGGCCGAGCCUCCCUUGACAUUGACCAAACCAGUAACUGGGCGUGGAGACUUCCCUACUGUUUGCAAUGGGUCUGGCCUAUUCCCCUCGCCAUCUUCUGCUAUCUCGCCCCCGAAAGUCCAUGGUGGUUAAUUCGAAAAGGCCGAUUCGAGGAGGCCGAACAAUCUCUUCGCGCGGCGGCCGCUCCAGGCCAUUACGAUGGACGAGACCUUUCCGCAUACGUCACAUACAUGAGGCAUGUCGAUAUGAUGGACAGAGUUGAGGCGAAGUCUGGCAGCUUCAAAGAAUGCUUCACCGGCACAAACAGAAGGAGGACCGAAAUCAUGUUCGGCGUCUGGCUCAUUCAAGUCUGGGGAGGUCAAGGUAUCACUGGACUUGCCGUCCAAUUCUUUGAGGACUCUGGCUUGUCUGUUCAAGGGGCAUUUGAUGUGAACCUUGCCAUCAACUGCAUGGUCAUUCUCGGUUGCAUGAUUACUUGGGCCCUGCUCCCUUACUUUGGACGACGACCAAUGUACCUGUUCUCGCUCUUUGCCACGGCCGCUUGCUUGCUCGUCAUUGGUACAAUCGCAUUCACCAAGAUCACCAAUGGUGGCCGACUCGCAAUGGCGGUCCUCAUGAUCCUGAUCCAGCUUCUGUACUCGACCAGUAUUGGGCCCUUGUGUUACGCAAUUUCGGGUGAACUGCCAAAUUCACGAGUUCGUUCGCAAAGUAUUGUUCUUGGACGAGGCCUCUAUUGUGUGUGUGGUUUCAUUACUGGACAACUCGGACCACGUUUCGUCAACCCCACAGGGUGGAACCUCGGAGCAAAAUCAGCCUACUUCUGGCUGGGGACUAACAUUGUUUGCACGACAUGGUGCUACUUCCGACUGCCUGAGACCGGAGGAUUCUCAUUCGCUGAGCUUGACAUCUUGUUCGCCAACAAGGUGUCCACAAGAAAGUUCAAGCAUGUCGUCAUUCACGAUGAGGUGGUUGAGAGUAAGCCUGUUGCUGAGCUGGAGGAGAAGCCCACAACGGCUGGAGAGCAAGUCGCUCAUUUGGAAUAA